Messenger RNA from Aspergillus udagawae, 876 nucleotides. RefSeq lists its product as uncharacterized. The coding region runs from base 1 to 876 and encodes 291 amino acids. The transcript has a single exon. NCBI's taxonomy places the organism in Eukaryota, Fungi, Ascomycota, Eurotiomycetes, Eurotiales, Aspergillaceae. Gene Ontology annotation, molecular function: catalytic activity. The record is from RefSeq and is a predicted model, not a curated record.
AUGACCGACAGCGUUCUCUACGAAACUUCUCAAGAUGGGAGAGUCGCAUACAUCACCCUGAACAGACCGAAACGCUUUAAUGCCAUUGACUCGUCCAUGCCUCAGGAAAUCCGAAAUGCUGUGAGGCGCGCAAAUGCUGAUCCCAUGGUUCGUUGCAUUGUGCUGAGAGGGGCAGGUCCAGGGUUCUGUGGUGGUUACGAUCUUGAGAUCUUUGCCGAACGCGCUGCGCGGGGCCAAACCGAGGGCAGCCAGGACGUUAGUAAAGGCUACGAUCCUUUGCGAGACUACUCCAUCAUGAGGGAAAAUACAGCCUGCUUUGCAGAGCUAUUCUAUAGUGCAAAACCUACCAUUGCACAGAUUCACGGUGCUGCUGUCGCCGGCGGGAGCGAUAUUGCUCUGUGCUGCGAUCUUGUUGUUAUGGCCGAGGACGCUCGCAUCGGUUACCCGCCCGCCCGUGCGUGGGGUUGCCCCACGACUGCCAUGUGGGUGGUGCGCGUUGGUGUUGAGAAGGCUAAACGAAUGCUCUUCACCGGAGAUCUACUAAGUGGCAAGGAGGCCGCAGCCAUGGGCCUCAUUCUGAAGGCUGUUCCAGAGUCUCAGCUAGAGAAGGCCGUUCAGUUACUCGCAGAUCGAAUCAAGGAUGUUCCUGCCAACCAGAACUGGAUGCACAAGCAAGUGAUCAACAGUUUUGUGGAGGGUCAGGUACAGAAUGCCCAGAAACUUGCAACUGUAUUUGAUGGCAUCACAAGAAACUCGCCUGAAGGAGUCGCCUUCCAGUUGCUUGCCAAGGACAGAGGCUUUAAAACUGCUAUAGUUGAGAGAGAUGGACCAGGAAGGACAGAGGAGUAUAUCAAGAUGUGGAAAAGUGUCCUUUAA